Molecule: messenger RNA, 3041 nt
Organism: Lycium ferocissimum
Lineage: Eukaryota; Viridiplantae; Streptophyta; Magnoliopsida; Solanales; Solanaceae
Product: mitogen-activated protein kinase kinase kinase 5-like
Exons: 10
Coding region: 587-2494 (635 amino acids)
Biological process (GO): protein phosphorylation
Molecular function (GO): protein kinase activity; ATP binding
Source: RefSeq, a predicted model, not a curated record
AGAAUAAAAGGAGGAAGAAGAAAGACAGAAAGAAUAGAGGGAAACGAGAGAGUUAUUUUUUGACCUCAGGAUGGACAUAGUUUUCUUGUCCUUUUCCUAUCAUUUUUUCCCCUUAAAACUCUCCAUUCCUUCCUCCUUUUAGAACUUUUUUCCGGGAAGAACCCACCGACGCCGACCCGACCCGACGCCGGCGAGUUCCACCCCCCUCCCUUCCCCCUUCCCCAAGGUACCUCUGUUUUCGUCCCAGAAAAGAAAAAAAAACCCCGUGCAUUUUUUUUUUAUCUGCAUUGAUUAUUGAUGUAUAAAAAGUUACAAUUUGAGUUAGACAUACCAGACUUUGUACGUGAUCAUCUUGUAGGAUUCUCCCGAAAUUUUUCAAUUUCUUCCGGAAGCGAACUCGCUUGACAUUGAGCAAUAUUCAGAAAGACAUUUCGGGAAUCGGUUCGUUCCCUUUGAAUGAAAGGAAGUAAGAGACUUGUUUUGUUAGCCUAACCAAAAAUAAACAGAAACACCAUGCAUUGCUGUUAUUAUCUCCUUAAGGCCUCAACCAUACCAUGCAUGUUGUGACCCUAAACUACAACAGGCAAUGCGUUGGUGGCAGGGCGCUUUUUCAUCUUCCUCCUCCUCCUCCUCAUCAUCUUCUUCAUCCACGUCAUCGUCGAAAGUACACUGUGACGAUAGCCUUUUGGCCUCCAGUGGAGGCAUUCGUUACACAAUCAAAUCGGCUUUUUUCUUCGCACGUAGACGACGUCACGCAAGUGCGAAGAAGCUACAAAAUCUAUCGGAAAAUGAAAGUGAUGAGUGGCGUUCUCACUGUUCCCACGAGAAUAAUUUGCCGUCGUCUAAAUCAUCCGACAGGCCGCCACCGCAACCUUUGCCGUUGCCGGAACUGCAGUUGUUGCUCCGACAUGACUCCGAUGCUGUUUCGAGUGUACCAUUGCCAUCGCCCACACACGCGCAUUCGCUUCAUAGAAACGAAAGAGAUACCCGAAAGGAUGCUGUAGCCUCCCAUGGGAGAUUAUCAAGCCAAGAUGCUCGAAAGAAGAAAAAAGAACACUUGGGAAGUCGGUUGUCUAGGAAGACACCUCAGAAGCUACAUGUUGGAGAUAGAGUCUCUGAUAUCAGGAUCAGCGCACCCAUUAGUGCUCCUACGACUCCUUAUGCAAGUCCCGGACUCAGCCCACUCAAAGCCGGGGAUCUUUUAAGUCCUAAUUACAUGGCAUUCCCCGGUGCUUUUCAAGUUUGUUCUGCCCCGGAGAUGCCUACAUCGGACACACCUCAAUAUCCAGGUUUCUCUUACCAUGUUCUCCCAGAAAAAAAUGCUUUUAGUGUCGAUAAUUCUCCUCAUCACAGUCCAAGAGUAAGUCCACAGAGGAGUAGAAAGAUCGCAAGUGGAUCUGCGUCGCCUUUACAUCAUUUAUUACCAAAUGAGAGCUCAACAGCACGUCGUGAUAGUAGUGCUCAGGGCAAUGUCCAUCCACUACCACUUCCUCCUUUAGGUGCCACUCCUUCACAGCCUACUUCCAUUCCUCCAGGUUCCCCUAAUGCAGAGCUGACACCAAUUAAAGGCCAAUGGCAAAAAGGGAAGCUUAUUGGGCGUGGGACAUUUGGAAGUGUAUAUGUUGCAUCAAACAGAGAAACUGGAGCUUUGUGUGCGAUGAAAGAGGUUGAAUUAUUACCAGAUGACCCAAAAUCUGCUGAGAGCAUAAGGCAAUUACAGCAGGAAAUUAAUGUUCUCAGUCAACUCAAGCACCCAAAUAUUGUCCAGUAUUACGGCAGCGAAAUAGUUGGUGACCGAUUUUACAUUUAUCUGGAAUAUGUUCAUCCUGGUUCCAUCAAUAAAUUUAUCCGUGACCAUUGUGAAGCAAUUACAGAAUCCAUUGUACGGAAUUUUACUCGCCAUAUUCUUUGUGGCUUGGCUUACUUGCAUAGCAAAAAAACCAUUCACAGGGACAUAAAAGGGGCUAAUUUGCUUGUUGAUGCUUAUGGGGUUGUAAAGCUUGCAGAUUUUGGGAUGGCUAAGCAUCUUAAUGGGCAAGCAGCUAAUCUCUCCUUAAAGGGAAGUCCUUACUGGAUGGCUCCUGAGCUCUUGCAGUCAGUUAUGCAGACGGAUGCUACCACUGAUCUCGCCUUUGCUACUGAUGUAUGGAGUUUGGGUUGUACUGUAAUUGAAAUGCUGAAUGGUAAACCACCUUGGAGUGAAUAUGAAGCAGCUGCUGCCAUGUUCAAGGUUCUAAAAGAUACGCCUCCAAUACCGGAAACAUUAUCACCUGAAGGGAAAGAUUUCUUGCGCUUAUGUUUCUGUAGGAACCCAGCGGAGAGGCCCUCGGCCAGCAUGUUAUUAGAACAUCGAUUUAUGAGAAUCUCUCAUCAGCCAGAUGUACCUUCUUUUCUCAAACCAGUUGGUGGGAUCCGAGUCAAAGAAAAGUUGAAUUCUCAAAAAGAGCAGACAACAUACAAUCUUGACCAAGGGCGUUUAUCGCUAGAAAGGUAGCUCUCAAAAGAACUGUCAAUGAAGUGAAAAUUAGAUUCCAAAUGAUGGACUGCUUACGCGAACACAUCCAUGAGAUGGCAUUUCUUCAUGCCUGGAUACUUCAUCUUCUGUGCAAUUAGGAUAGGCUAGCUGUGCAUCAUUGAAAUUCCAACUUAAUUUAUGGAGAUUACUCCUAUGGCCCUGUCCACAGUUAAUCCCCACCAUGCUCGGUGUAUUGAUGUUAGCACUAUUGCAAAUGUAAAGCCAUUUGCCUAAACCAGGUGCAAUUACAAUACCUCAACUGAUUUUGGGAUGGAAGUAGCAGCCAUUUUUUAGUGUCUCUUUCAACGAGAGCUGGACUUGUGAACACAAUGGAGACCUUUUAUAUAUGCGCUGUGUAGAUAGCUUCUUGUCCAUAUUAACACCUCGAGAGGAACAUAGGUUUAUCGUCCAGGGAAUUUUUUUCCUGCAGACCUUGGAGUUUAGAAGUAGGUUUUCUGUAAUGACUUCGAAAGGAGGAGCUUCAACAACAAUCAAAAGAAAAUGAAAUGCUUUAAGAAUUACUCAA